This is a messenger RNA of Rhizophagus irregularis DAOM 181602=DAOM 197198, 447 nucleotides long. RefSeq lists its product as uncharacterized. NCBI's taxonomy places the organism in Eukaryota, Fungi, Glomeromycota, Glomeromycetes, Glomerales, Glomeraceae. The record is from RefSeq and is a predicted model, not a curated record.
AAAAUGGAUAAAGGAAAUGAAACUCAAGUUAUUAUAGAAACAGAAUUUACUAAUUUAAAUAUCUCGGAUAAAGAUUCUAGUACAAUAAAUAUUAGCCAUAAAAAUUGUUCUUAUUGCAAUAAACCAUUUACUGAAGAAUUAUGGUGUAAAAAAUGUGAUCCAUUUAGAAUGAUUGAAGGUUGGACCAGCGGAAAUAAUGACCUUGAUAAAUUUAUCAAAGAUACAAUUUAUGAUGCGAAAAAUACAAAGUACAAUAAGUUCCUUGAAUGGGUACCAUUUGAUAAAUUUAAAGUUGUAAAACAAAUUGGUAUAGGUGGAUUUGCAAAAGUGUUUUCUGCAACAUGGAUUAGUAGUAAAGCAGAAUAUGAUAAACAAGAUGAUGGAAGUUGGAAAAAAAGGGAAUCAUACCCUAUCAAUGUUGCUUUGAAAGGUUGAAUGGAUCGCAGA